AUAUGUUCAAAUCCACUUCCUAAUUAACCCAAAAAGCUUUUCUUUCCUAUAAAUCAUCUGCCUAUUUCUAAAAAAUUAAGGUAAAAAACCCUGUAGCCGAGCUUGAUGGCGAUGAAAUGACCCGUAUAAUCUGGAAAAUGAUAAAAGACAAGCUUAUUUUCCCUUUCCUCGACCUUCCAAUUAAGUAUUAUGACCUUGGAAUCCAACAUAGAGAUGCUACUGACGAUAAAGUAACACUAGAUGCCGCCGAGGCCAUAUUAUAAACAAAAGUUGGUAUAAAAUGUGCUACUAUAACCCCUGACGAAGCCCGUGUAAAGGAAUUCAAAUUAAAAAAAAUGUGGAAAUCACCUAAUGGAACAAUCAGAAAUCACAUCGGAGGAACAGUAUUUAGAGAACCCAUUCUUUGUAAAAACAUUCCUAAAUUGAUCCCUUAAUGGAAAAAAUCAAUAAUAAUAGGAAGACAUGCUUUUGGCGAUUAAUAUAGAGCCACAGAUUUCGUUGUAGACUAACCUGGUAAAUUCGAAAUUAUAUUUUCCCCUAAAGACGGCAGUGCUUAGAAAAAAAUGUAAGUUUUUGACUAUCCAGGUGGUGGUGUAGGUAUGGGAAUGUAUAAUACUGAUUCUUCAAUAAGGGAAUUUGCUUAUAGUUGUCUAAGAUAUGCUUUGUAGAGAAAUGUUCCUUUGUAUUUAUCUACUAAGAAUACUAUAUUGAAAGCAUAUGAUGGUAGAUUCAAGGAUAUUUUUGAGGAAAUCUAUUAAAAAGAAUUCAAAGGAUUAUUUGAAAAAUAAGGAAUUUGGUAUGAACAUAGACUUAUAGAUGAUAUGGUAGCCUAUAUGAUUAAAUCAGAUGGAGGAUUCAUGUGGGCAUGUAAAAAUUAUGAUGGAGAUGUAUAAUCUGAUUGUUUAGCUUAAGGAUAUGGGUCACUUGGAUUAAUGACUAGUGUUUUAGUAGCUGAAAAUGAUGUAAUUGAAGCCGAAGCUGCACAUGGAACAGUCACUAGACAUUAUAGAUAACAUUAAAAAGGUUAAGAAACCUCUACUAAUUCAGUUGCUUCGAUUUUUGCUUGGAGUUAAGGCUUGGCUCAUAGAGCUAAACUUGAUAAUAAUAAAGAAUUAGAUUUCUUUUGUAAAACUUUAGAAAAAGCUGUUGUUGAUACUAUUGAAAAAGGAGUUAUGACUAAAGAUUUGGCUAUUUGUAUAGAAGGAACUAUGAAUGUACCAAGAAAUAAAUAUGUUACUACUGAAGAAUACAUUGAUAGAGUUGCUGAUUAAUUAAAAAAUUAAAUUUAAAAGAAACAUUGAUAUUUUUUAAUUAUUUAAUAUCUUAUAUUAAUAUUUAAUUUUUUUUAAUUAUUUAUAAUUUAAAAGCAAAAAUAUUAAAAAUAAUUAUAAAAAAUUAUAUUAUUAAAUUAAUUAUAAAAGGAAAAUUUAUAAAUUUUAGUUAUU
Ichthyophthirius multifiliis is the source of this 1445-nucleotide messenger RNA. Its product is annotated as nadp-specific isocitrate dehydrogenase, putative. Gene Ontology annotation, biological process: isocitrate metabolic process. Gene Ontology annotation, molecular function: NAD binding; isocitrate dehydrogenase (NADP+) activity; magnesium ion binding. NCBI's taxonomy places the organism in Eukaryota, Ciliophora, Oligohymenophorea, Hymenostomatida. Gene Ontology annotation, cellular component: mitochondrion. The record is from RefSeq and is a predicted model, not a curated record. The transcript has 4 exons.